Prosopis cineraria is the source of this 2465-nucleotide messenger RNA. Its product is annotated as G-type lectin S-receptor-like serine/threonine-protein kinase LECRK3. Gene Ontology annotation, biological process: protein phosphorylation. The transcript is spliced from 2 exons. Lineage: Eukaryota; Viridiplantae; Streptophyta; Magnoliopsida; Fabales; Fabaceae. The record is from RefSeq and is a predicted model, not a curated record. Gene Ontology annotation, molecular function: ATP binding; protein serine/threonine kinase activity.
AUGGCGUUUUUGCAGCUAAAUCCAAUUUUCUUGUCCCUCUUAUUAUUAUCUGCCUUUCUUUCUUUCUCUUUUGUGGUCUCUCAAACUUCCAAGAACAUCACUCUAGGCACUGCCCUAACUGCUGGGGAAGACGACGACUCUUUCUUCACUUCACCGUCUGGUGACUUUGCAUUUGGCUUCCAACAAAUCAACGAAGAUGGAUUCUUGCUUGCCAUCUGGUUUAACAAAAUACCAGAAAGAACUAUUGUCUGGUCAUCCAACAGACAAAAUCUUGCUCCUAAGGGUGCUAAACUUGAGCUAACCUCAUCUGGUUUGUUCCAACUUGUUGAUGCUAAUGGUAAGCAGAUUCCAGAUGCUAUCCCUUCAUCAAGAAAUGGAGUUUCUCAUGCAGCCAUGCUUGAUUCUGGCAACUUUGUGUUGAUUGGACAAAACUCUCAGAAUCUAUGGCAGACCUUUGAUCAUCCAACUGACACAAUCUUACCAGGACAGGCUCUGAAUCAACCUGCUCAACUUGUUGCACGCUAUUUGGCUACUAACUAUUCCACAGGAAGAUUUCAGCUUAGAUUACAAACUGAUGGGAAUCUUGUGCUUUACACAACUCGUUUUCCACUGGAUGAUGUAAAUUUUGCAUAUUGGAGUACUCAAGUUUUUGGUUCAAGCUUCUCUUUGGUGUUCAAUCUAUCAGGCUAUAUAUUCUUACGUGCAGAUAAUAAUGGAAGUAUAGCGAGUACAAUAUCCUCAAAUGCUCCAUCUACACAAGAUUUCUACCAGAGAGCUAUUCUUGAUUAUGAUGGAGUCUUUAGGCACUAUAUCUACCCCAAGGAUGGAAGAUCUAGUGCUGGAAUGCCGAUAGCUUGGUCAACUUUGACAUUCAAACCUCCGGAUAUUUGCUCAAGUGUUCGUGAAAAUUCACGAAGUGGAGCUUGUGGUUUCAAUAGCUAUUGUAGAUUAGAUGGGACCAAUAAAAGUUGCUAUUAUCCAUCUGGUUACAGCUUCAUUGAUCCAAGUGAUGUGAUGAGAGGUUGCAAACAAGACUUUGUUUCACAGAGUUGUGAUCAAAGUACUUCUUUAGAAGAAACAAAUCUGUUUGAUUUCAAGGAGAUGCCUGAUACGGACUGGCGAUUGUCUGACUAUGAACACUUUGAAUCUGUGAGCGAGGAUUGGUGCAGAUAAGCAUGCUUGAAAGAUUGCUUCUGUUCUGUUGUUAUCUUUAGAGAUAGAGAUUGCUGGAAGAAGAAGCAACCUCUCUCUAAUGGAAGAGUGGAUCCUUCUGUUGGAGGCAAGGCUUUGAUCAAAAUAAGAAAGGAUAAUGCUACUUUGAGUCCCGAUGAUAUUGAUAGAAAGAAUGAUCAAUCCACAUUGAUUAUUGUAGGUUCCACACUUUUAAGUAGUUCAGUUUUCUUAAACUUGCUUUUAUUAGUAGCAGCUUGUGUGGUUGCAUAUAGAGUUGGAUACAAUAAUCCUAAAGAUCAAGCUGUCCAAUUCACAUCAACCAUGAACCUCAGAAGUUUCACUUAUGAAGAACUUAGGAAAGGAACGAAUGGGUUCACAGAAGAACUUGGUCAUGGUGCAUUUUCUAUUGUUUACAAAGGUUUUCUUCCAGACAUACCAGGAAAUCACAUUGCUGUGAAAAAAUUGAACAUGGUAAAAGGAAGUGACCAAGAAUUUGAAGCAGAAAUGAGUGCCAUUGGUCGAACACACCAUAGAAAUCUGGUGCAACUUUUGGGAUUCUGCAAUGAUGGAGAUCACAGGCUACUUGUGUAUGAAUUCAUGAGUAAGGGAACUUUAGCAAGCUUCCUUUUCAAAGGUCAAAAGCCAACUUGGCAUCAAAGAGUGCAAAUUGCAAUAGGAACAGCUAAGGGGCUCUUGUACUUGCAUGAAGAGUGCCACAGUCAAAUCAUACACUGUGAUAUCAAACCUCAAAAUGUCUUGCUUGAUGACGCUCACACAGCUAAAAUUUCAGACUUUGGUUUAGCAAAGCUCUUGAAGAUUGACCAGACCGCAACUACAACAGCAAUAAGAGGAACUAAAGGGUAUGUUGCAGCUGAGUGGUUCAAAAACAAGCCAAUCACCAUAAAGGUGGAUGUUCACAGCUUUGGAGUUAUGUUACUGGAGCUUAUUUGUUGCAGAAAGAAUUAUGACAGUAAUGUUGAAGAUGAGAAUAAGAUAGUGCUAGUAGAUUGGGCAUGUGAUUGCUUUCACUAUAGGAGGUUUGAAGAGCUAGUGGAAGAUGAUGGGGAAGCUCAGAUUGAUAUGAAGAGGGUAGAAAAGUAUGUGAAGAUUAGUAUUUGGUGCAUUCAACAUGAUCCAUCACAAAGACCCACUAUGAAGCAAGUUGUACAGAUGCUUGAAGGAUUCGUGGAUGUGCCAAAUCCUCCUGAUCUAUCAUCCUUUACAAGUUCAGGGUAAGCUUCAAACCCAAAAAAAAAAAAAAAAAAAGGUGUCUGUCGACUUCGAUUAUCUUU